ACCGGCAGACGGAGCGUCAUAAGUGCUCGCUCUUUGGUUCGAGGAGGUCUGCGUCGACGUCGCUCGUCUGAUUGCCCGAGCAUGCAGAACGCGAAUCGAGCACUGCCAGAUCAGCUACGUGCAUUCAUCAUGCCGAAUGUGCGAGUGGUAAAGGCCGAGUCCUCAUCUUACGACGAAGCCCUGCGCGAGAUACCACAUGAGUCCAGUUAUGCUGCCCAGAGACAUCAAGGUGCAAUUGAAGAGUUACGCCCCUCUGUGGAGGCACCUGCCGCGGACGGAGCCUUGUGCACCAGCCUAGGCAAGCUCAAAGUGAAAGUGGAGCAUCUGCGUGCCGACACAGUUAACCAUGACCAUCGAGCGUGCCUACUAUCCGAUGAGCUCCUGAGCGCCUUGGAACAGCAGGGCGCCUUGGAGAAGGAGUACAUGCUGAAGAAGGAGGAGCUUCGGCGUGUCGUGGAAUACCUACGCAAACUGGCCUACAGAAUGUGCGACAAGUACGACUUUGGAAGUAUGUCAGUGACAACGCUGUUCGAUGCCAUCAGGGUGAUGGUGGACGCAGUAGUGGAGGACCGCAACAAGCUACGUGAGGAAUUGCUGUCGCUGCGCACGGAAAGGAACACCGAGGACGCGGCAAGACUCGAGGCUUGGUCAGCGGAAAGAGACAACAUCAUGGCUCUUAACGAAGAGUUACGAGAAAAGCUAAAGGACCAUGACAACCUCAAGGCUGAAUUCCAAGCGCUCAACGAAGGGCUCGACAACUACAUCGCGUUUGCCGCACACAGCGCCCAACAACUGGCCAAGGCACAGGAGGAGAACAGAGCUUUGAAGAAAUCCUUGGCUUCAGCCUGCACCUACCCGGAGGAUUACCACAUAAAGGCCGCCGUGCUCUGCAACGAGAAAGAUCUCAAGGUUAUGGAACUCGAAGAGAAGCUCAAGGCAACGGAGGAGAAGCUCGCUCGACUACAGCACUUGUCCGGGACACAGUGGCAAACAGCAGUGGCUGUCAGCGUGGAAGCGGCUCCAAGCUCCACUCGGGACUUGCGGCGACCCGUCGCCAGCCUUGCCUCGGGAAGCGAGGAAGACCAACCGCAGCCAAGCACAACCACGAGUCAGACGGACGUGGAGCGUACCCUGGUGAAAUCUGGACCAAAGAGGAAGGCCAAAAAAGUCUGCAAUACCAGAUCGAGCAAGGGAAAAGUCAGCAGUGCACCAUCUUCCAGGAACGUAAGGUCGUGAUGUCUGCGACGCCAUCCGAACCCAAAUACAAGGCUCCCAGGAUCAGGCUGGUCAGAAGAUGUGCAUGCUGCAUAUGAUCUGCGAUGUUGCAACAGACAUAUUUGACAAUUGCAACAUACAUAUUUACGCGUGUGAUUUGCAACAAUUUACACAGCAACAUACAUGACGGAAAAAGGUUUCACUGAAUAGUACGUAUACACUUAAUUUGAAUAUAAAACAAGAAAUCGUACCAAAAAUAUUAA
Messenger RNA from Dermacentor silvarum, 1478 nucleotides. RefSeq lists its product as uncharacterized. The coding region runs from base 82 to 1236 and encodes 384 amino acids. NCBI's taxonomy places the organism in Eukaryota, Metazoa, Arthropoda, Arachnida, Ixodida, Ixodidae. The transcript has 16 exons. The record is from RefSeq and is a predicted model, not a curated record.